Phragmites australis (common reed) is the source of this 577-nucleotide messenger RNA. RefSeq lists its product as uncharacterized. The transcript has a single exon. The coding region runs from base 62 to 496 and encodes 144 amino acids. Lineage: Eukaryota; Viridiplantae; Streptophyta; Magnoliopsida; Poales; Poaceae. The record is from RefSeq and is a predicted model, not a curated record.
ACAUCUCACCUAGCUACUAGCUAUCUCUUCCAAACUCUUCUCCUACGAACCACGAACUUUAAUGGCGUUCCAAGCUAUCGAGAGCCACCGUGCCGGCGCCGACGUCGUUCGCGGCGAUACGGCGUUGUGCAAGAAGGCGGCAGUCGAGCUGCUUGCAGAGAUUGGCCUCCCCAAGGGACUUUUCCCUCUUGACGACAUGCAGGAGUUCGGCUACAACCGUGAGGCAGGGUUCAUGUGGCUCGUUCAGGGAAAGAAGAAGGUGGAGCACACGUUCAAGAAGAUCAAGCAAACGGUGUCUUACGCCGGCGAGGUGACGGCGUUCGUGGAGAAAGGCAAGCUGAAGAAGAUCGCAGGGGUGAAGACCAAGGAGCUCAUGCUGUGGCUCAGCGUCGUAGAAGUGUACGUCGACGAGUCGGCUCCCGGCAAGGUCACCUUCAAGACUGGCACUGGACUGUCUGAUUCCUUUGAUGCUACUGCAUUUGACCUUGGGAUGUAAAACUGCCAAGUAAAAGCUGCCCUUGUUGUUCUUCUUGUAUGAGUCAAUCAGUCAUCAGUAAUUGACUAAUUCAGUAUCCAA